This is a messenger RNA of Puccinia graminis f. sp. tritici CRL 75-36-700-3, 2592 nucleotides long. RefSeq names its product stearoyl-CoA desaturase (delta-9 desaturase). The transcript is spliced from 4 exons. Gene Ontology annotation, molecular function: stearoyl-CoA 9-desaturase activity; heme binding; iron ion binding. Bases 582 to 2105 code for a protein of 507 amino acids. Gene Ontology annotation, biological process: unsaturated fatty acid biosynthetic process. Gene Ontology annotation, cellular component: endoplasmic reticulum membrane. The record is from RefSeq and is a predicted model, not a curated record. Lineage: Eukaryota; Fungi; Basidiomycota; Pucciniomycetes; Pucciniales; Pucciniaceae.
GUCCAUGUGUGGCCCUGCUCUGACCGACUGGCGACGCAGAAGCUGUGAAAGGUUGAUUUAUAACCCUCUUCGCUCGAACAGCCAGCCUUCGCCCGAUCAUCAUCAACGACCCUUGUCCGUUGUUGUUGACCACUAGCUCCUCGCUCAUACUUCUUUCCUCUUCUUGACCUCCCCCAGGCAAGUCCCACCACUACAGCAGACACACACACACAAGUCAAGCACGACAAGAUAGGGAUUUAAAGAGAACUGAUCAGGAGCGCCUUCACACAUCUCCCUAUCUCCUCUUUUACCUUCCCCAUCUGUAUAUUGUGGUAUUUACCUAUCUACAGUCCAUCUACUUUCUAACUUGUUCCGAUCACCUUGCAACGCUUUCUGUUUCCCAUUGCAAGCUCAUCCUCAGCGUGGUUCAUACAUAGUCUCUUGACCAUCUCAAAACUCUCCCGCAACCUUACCUACCACUUUAUCAUCAUCGUCACCUGAGUGCUUGGUUGCACUCAAUCGGAUCGGCUAUAUUGACUCAAGCUGCCCUAAAAAACGAACGCUUCGGACUCCAAGAAAUUCUCUCCCGAGCUCCCAUCAGGAUGUCCAAACCCUCACCUUCAACUCCCGCCACCGCCCCUCAUCUCCGUCAGCGCCAACGCAAGAACUUGCCGGAUUAUGAUCCCGAUUCCGAUCUUAGCGAGUCAGAGGGCUUGGGAGGCCUCAGAUCUCAAGUUGGUAAUACUUGGGAAGAUGAUGAGGAAACUGCGGUGGAUGAUGAUAGCUACGUUCAACGCACCUUGCGCAAGGAAAAGCCACUCCCUCCAAUCACCUGGUGCAACUUUUAUCGUGAGAUCAAUAUGAUCUCCACUUUGGCCUUGACCGUCGUCCCCAUCCUGGCCAUCUACGGUGCUUUCACUACGCCCCUCUAUCGUUCAACCUUGGCCUGGUCGAUUCUCUACUACUACUUCACCGGUCUCGGCAUCACCGCCGGUUAUCAUCGUCUUUGGGCCCAUCGAUCCUACAAUGCCUCCCUUCCGCUCCAAUAUUUCCUCGCUCUCGGUGGCUCUGGCGCCGUUGAGGGUAGUAUCCGUUGGUGGGCUCGUGGGCAUCGAGCUCAUCAUCGUUACACUGACACCGAUCUAGACCCCUACUCGGCUCACAAAGGACUCCUAUGGAGUCAUGUGGGCUGGAUGAUUGUCAAACCUCGACGAAAACCCGGCGUGGCCGAUGUCUCUGAUCUAUCUCGCAAUCAAGUCGUCAGAUGGCAGCAUCGUUGGUAUCUGCCUUUGAUUUUCGGCAUGGGAUUCUUCUUCCCCACUCUUGUCGCUGGACUCGGAUGGGGUGAUUGGAGAGGCGGAUUUUUCUACGCUGGGGCCGCUAGAUUAUUGUUUGUUCACCACUCGACUUUCUGUGUGAACUCUCUGGCUCACUGGCUUGGAGAGGCUCCCUUUGAUGAUAAACACACUCCAAGGGAUCACAUCAUUACCGCCUUUGUCACAAUUGGAGAAGGUUAUCACAACUUCCAUCACGAAUUUCCUCAGGACUUCCGAAAUGCCAUUCGAUGGUACCAAUACGACCCAACCAAAUGGUUCAUCGCUGUCGCUGCCUUCCUCGGACUAGCUUCUGAGCUCAAAACCUUCCCGGAUAACGAGGUUCGCAAAGGUCAAUACAGUAUGAAACUUAAGGAACUCCAGCGAGAUUUCCGAGACGUCAAGUGGCCCAAGUCUUCCAACGACCUUCCGAUCGUUACAUGGGAACAAUUUGUCGAAGAGGCUGAUAAAAAGAACGGACGUGAUUUGAUCGUUGUCGGGGGUUUCAUCCAUGAUGUGACUGAGUUUAUCGACGAGCAUCCCGGAGGUCGGGCACUCAUCAAAACCCGACUUGGUAAAGAUGCCACCACGGCCUUCCAUGGUGGAGUUUACGAUCAUUCCAACGCCGCGCACAACUUGUUGGCUAUGCUGCGAGUUGGUGUGAUCGAGGGUGGCUACGAGGUUGAACAUCUGAAGAAAAAAGUAGGGGUCUUUCGAAAGGAACAACAGAUCCCUAUCUGUGGUCCUAAGAGCUUAGGAACCAUUUCUACCCCUGAAAGUCCAGUGGUAGAAGUCAAGCCGAUCUAUACUUGACUUCUCUCGCCCCCCCCCCCUUUUCUUUCUUCCUUGUGUUCGGCCUUAUUAAGAUCGACAACGAUCGACUUUUCAUACUGUUUUAUUACUGAUUCUUUCUUUUCUUUCUCUUUUUUGCUACACAUAUAUUUAUAUACAAAAGUCUUACUAGAAACUUGUUGACAAAAGAAGAAGAAAAAAACCCCUUGAAAGAUGAAGAAGAAUUUUUUUUCGAGUCCGGUACAGUUCGAACUCAAAAACUGAUGAUUGAAAUUCUGCUACAUUUACAUGAUAUAUAUAGCUUAAGGCCUGUUGUCAAAAACAUAAAACAAACUAAAAUGCAAGACUUUCAUCUCGAUAUAUAACUAUUAUUAUUUAGAAUUAACAGUGAGGAAAGAAGAAGAAUGAAUGAGCAACCGAAAGAAGAGUUAUUCUCAUCGUCGUUCAGUGUGAUCAUUGUUGUGCAUGUGAAGUGACCAUUUGUGACUUCCACAAAGGGGGGCAGGGA